Entamoeba histolytica HM-1:IMSS is the source of this 327-nucleotide messenger RNA. RefSeq lists its product as uncharacterized. The coding region runs from base 1 to 327 and encodes 108 amino acids. The transcript has a single exon. The record is from RefSeq and is a predicted model, not a curated record. NCBI's taxonomy places the organism in Eukaryota, Evosea, Mastigamoebida, Endamoebidae.
AUGGCAACUAUCACUCUCCAAAUAGGAAAUCAACAAAUAACUACAACAUACAAAACAAUUAGAAAUGAUAUUGGACUAAUUAUUAAUGAAAUGAUUGGAAAGAAUGAUAAGGAAGUUGAGGAGUUUUAUCAGAAAGAAAUGAAUAUCAUGAAAGAAAUUGGAGAGAAAAUCAAAGCAACAAAGGAUGGAUAUGAAUAUUUGAUAAAACAAGUUGAAUUAAUAGAAGAUGCACACUACAAUGUCAUCACACAUUGUUAUGAUGAUAAUUACCAAAUGAAUGAACGUGGAAAAAGAAGUAUUGUUUGUUCAAUAAAAUAUUUUAUAUAA